Olea europaea var. sylvestris is the source of this 1990-nucleotide messenger RNA. Its product is annotated as protein argonaute 4-like. Gene Ontology annotation, molecular function: protein binding; RNA binding. Gene Ontology annotation, biological process: regulatory ncRNA-mediated post-transcriptional gene silencing. Gene Ontology annotation, cellular component: cytoplasm. The transcript has 11 exons. NCBI's taxonomy places the organism in Eukaryota, Viridiplantae, Streptophyta, Magnoliopsida, Lamiales, Oleaceae. The coding region runs from base 184 to 1686 and encodes 500 amino acids. The record is from RefSeq and is a predicted model, not a curated record.
GCUGCCAUGUAGUGCAGUCCUUACCUCUUUGAAACUACACUCUCUUGUUUCUCUGUCUGAAAAUCUGUUCUCUCUCUUAUUAAUCCAUGGCGUAAAAGCCAGUUUGUAUUAGGGUUUCUCUUUGUUCUCGCGCCCCUUUAGACUUGCAGAACCACUGGUGAAACUUUUCUAAGAUAUCUGACAAUGGAUCCCUCUGAACAAGCGCAUAAUGGUGAACAAGAGCAUAAUGGGGCUGCGGAUCCUUUGCCGCCUCCCCCACCCGUUCCUCCAAAUGUGACUCCAAUCAAAGCGGAAUCAGAACAAGCAGUGAAAAAGGUUUUUCGUGCUCCAAUGGCUAGGCGAGGUAUGGGGACCAAGGGGAAUAAGGUUCCUAUUCUUACUAAUCACUUCAAAGUGAAUGUCUCCAAUGUUGAUGGGCACUUCUUUCAUUACAGUGUUUCCCUGGCCUAUGAAGAUGGUCAUCCUGUAGAUGGAAAAGGUAUUGGAAGAAAAGUUUUGGACAGAGUUCAACAGACAUACGACACUGAGUUGGCUGGAAAAGAAUUUGCUUAUGAUGGGGAGAAAAGCCUUUUUACUGUUGGUGCACUUCCAAGAAACAAACUUGAGUUUACUGUUGUACUCGAUGAUGUUACAUCAAAUAGGAACAAUGGGAAUGCUAGUCCUGGAGGGCCUGGAAGUCCUAAUGAUAAUGACAAGAAAAGGACAAGACGCUCAUAUCGAUCCAAGACUUAUAAAGUGGAGAUAAGUUUUGCUGCUAAAAUCCCAAUGCAGGCAAUUGCAAAUGCUCUACGUGGUCAGGAAUCUGAGAACUCCCAAGAAGCAUUAAGAGUAUUGGAUAUCAUUUUAAGGCAACAUGCUGCAAAGAAGGGUUGCUUACUGGUUCGUCAAUCUUUCUUUGACAAUAAUCCGAGGAACUUCACUGACGUUGGAGGAGGAGUUCUUGGAUGCCGAGGAUUCCACUCGAGUUUCCGAACCUCUCAGGGAGGCUUGUCGUUGAACAUAGACGUAUCUACAACCAUGAUAAUUCGGCCUGGUCCCGUUGUUGACUUUCUUAUUGCUAACCAAAAUGUGAAGGAUCCCUUUUCUAUUGACUGGGCAAAGGCAAAACGUGUUCUGAAGAAUUUGAGGAUAACGACGAUUCCUACUAACCAGGAGUACAAAAUUACUGGAUUAAGUGACCGGCCCUGCAAAGAGCAAUUGUUCUCACUGAAACAGAAAAACAAGGAUGAUGCUGGUGAAGUUCAAACCAGUGAAGUGACUGUCUAUGAUUAUUUCGUUAAUAGCCGUAACAUUGAUUUGCGAUAUUCUGCUGAUCUGCCUUGUAUCAAUGUUGGGAAGCCAAAGCGUCCGACUUACUUCCCAAUCGAGUUUAUUUGUCAGGGGACGACCCGACCUACUCAUUACCAUGUCCUGUUAGACGAAGUCGGUUUCUCACCAGAUGAUCUACAGGAGCUUGUGCAUAAUCUUUCUUAUGUUUACCAGAGGAGCACUACUGCUAUAUCUGUAGUUGCUCCUAUCUGCUAUGCUCAUUUGGCUGCCACCCAGUUGGGGCAAUGGAUGAAGUUUGAAGACGCAUCAGAGACAUCAUCAAGCCACAAUGGGGUGGCACCUGCUGGUGGUGGUCCUCCUGUGCCACCGAUGCCUAAGUUGAAGGAGAGUGUCCGUAAUUCUAUGUUUUUCUGUUGAUGCGUAUUUAGCCCUUCUUGGCUUGUGCAUAAAGACAACUUCGGCUGUGGUAGUUUGUGUAGCGUUCAGUAUGACUUACGGAAGUUUAUGUGAAGUGUUUGAUAUUUGGGUGGUUCUGAACCUAGUAGAUGUCAGUUGUCUGUGUAUUUAUAUCCUCAAGCUAGUCCCCUUUGCACUGGCUGGAUUUUCUGUCUAGGAUAUUGUGUUUUGUCAAACUCACCCGUGGGAAUGUUUUGUGGCAGUUUGCCUAGUACGAACUAUUAUGUUAGGGAAAGUUCUAUUUAGCAUCUUUUUUGACUGCUUA